GAGAGGGAUAAAGAGAGUGGGCGAUAAAGGACGCGGAGUGCAGCACGUAAGGCCAGAGGGAGAGCAGCGAGUUGAAGAGAUUUGAGGCAGACCCGGAAUAAUCCAUACUUUUAGUUUUUACCUGAAGACACCUGGGGAUUUAUAUCUGUAAAGAGCAGCUGCCAAAGGGGCCGGCAAAAAUGGAAGGCGAGACGGAGAAGCAGCUGCUACUGAGUGGGGAAAAACGCUCCUAUUCAGGGAUCCCAGGGAAGGAUUUACAUAGCCAGGUGUUCACUUAUAUAUCUGAUCUCAAUGGUAUUGAACUGGGUCAUCAGGGGAACCAGCACUGUCACUCUAACCGGGAACUGGAUGACUGGAAUGCCAAAGAGAAAAAAAGGGCUCGUCGAAAGCUGUAUGUGGCAUCAGCGGUCUGCCUGGUGUUCAUGAUCGGAGAGGUGAUAGGGGGGUACCUGGCACACAGUUUAGCAAUCAUGACAGAUGCUGCCCACCUUCUGACAGAUUUUGCUAGUAUGAUGAUCAGUUUAUUUGCUCUGUGGAUGUCCUCCAGGCCAGCUACUAAAACAAUGAACUUUGGCUGGCAUCGAGCAGAAAUUUUGGGAGCGCUCCUCUCUGUCCUCUCAAUCUGGGUUGUGACUGGAGUCUUGGUCUACCUAGCUGUGGAGCGUAUAAUAUCAGGAGAUUACGAGAUUGAGGGUGAUGCUAUGCUGAUCACCUCGGCCUGUGCAGUUGCAGUCAAUAUCAUAAUGGGGGUAACUCUUCAUCAGACAGGGCAUGGACACAGUCACGGAGAUGGAAACUCUCAUUCUCACUCACAUGCUGCUGGAGAUCACAAGAAUCCUAGUGUUCGCGCUGCUUUUAUUCACGUCGUUGGUGAUUUAUUACAGAGUGUUGGGGUGCUUAUUGCUGCCUAUGUAAUUUAUUAUAAGCCAGAAUAUAAAAUUAUUGAUCCUAUAUGCACAUUCCUGUUUUCUGUGCUGGUUCUGAUCACAACACUGACCAUCCUUAGGGAUGUACUUCUAGUCCUUAUGGAAGGAACUCCAAAGGGAGUGGAUUUUAACCUGGUAAAGGACACUUUGCUUUCGAUCGAUGGAGUGAAAGCUCUACAUAGUCUACAUAUCUGGGCUCUGACAGUCACCCAGCCUGUGCUUUCUGUUCACAUAGCAAUCAAUGAGAAUGCAGACUCUCAGAAAGUGCUAAAAGAGGCCAGCUCACAACUACAGAAUAAGUUCCACUUCCACACCACUACUAUCCAGAUAGAAAAUUACUCAGAUGACAUGAAAGACUGCCAAGAGUGCCAGGACCCUUCAGACUAAGGUUUGACCUUAAGGACUAUUUUAACCAUGAAGCCAUAAUUUCCUGUGAGAACAAUAUCUACCUCAGUACGGAUCUUCCUGCCUUACAUGGGAACUGUGACCAACUGUGCUAUGAUUCCAUUCUGGGAAUAAAUGCAGUGACUGAGAUUCCUAGAAGAACCAGCUGCGCUUGAAGAUGUCUGCUGGAAUGUAAUGCCUAUGCCCCUGUUAUAUAAUACAAUGCUGCUAUACUCAUAUAUGCAUAUCUAGAGACUACAAUCUGAGGAACAGAAACAUUUACAGAGUCCAGUUUAAUUACAGAACAAAUAAACAUUUCAUUUAACAUAAUGUAAAACAAAAUAUAUAUAUCUAUAUCUCCUUUAUUAAAGCACCCUUUUUAAUUUA
Molecule: messenger RNA, 1697 nt
Organism: Xenopus tropicalis (tropical clawed frog)
Lineage: Eukaryota; Metazoa; Chordata; Amphibia; Anura; Pipidae
Gene: slc30a2
Product: solute carrier family 30 member 2
Exons: 8
Coding region: 180-1313 (377 amino acids)
Biological process (GO): zinc ion import into organelle; intercellular transport; monoatomic cation transport
Cellular component (GO): membrane; mitochondrial inner membrane; endosome membrane
Molecular function (GO): monoatomic cation transmembrane transporter activity
Source: RefSeq, marked provisional